Photinus pyralis (common eastern firefly) is the source of this 2396-nucleotide messenger RNA. It is a transcript of the gene pkaap, whose product is annotated as A-kinase anchor protein 10, mitochondrial. The transcript has 3 exons. The record is from RefSeq and is a predicted model, not a curated record. Gene Ontology annotation, biological process: intracellular protein localization. Bases 203 to 1999 code for a protein of 598 amino acids. Gene Ontology annotation, cellular component: plasma membrane. Lineage: Eukaryota; Metazoa; Arthropoda; Insecta; Coleoptera; Lampyridae.
UAGUUUUGGUAAUGUGUCAUAUGUCAAAAACUCAAAAGUUCUUGAAAUUGGAAUCCGCCUUAACCAAGAAUUUUCAUUUGUAAUAGGCGAGAACUUGUUAUUUUUGUCAUGAUUACGUGUAAAAAUACUUACUUAUUUACUAAAUGUUAUUUGACGGUUAUUUUUGGAUUGUGUACUGCAAGAUUUUAAAAAAAUAUGAAAAAUGUUAAAGUUCUGGAGAAAGUCCAGUACCAAAGAAAGCAACCGAUCCAACUCCUCGUCCCCGGUAGAUGUCACGUCAUCCAGCGGUCAAUCAUUUUCGAAUGUCAACAGCGUACAGUCGGGUAUAGGCAGUUUUGACUCUUGUCAUUCGGGUGUACUGGCCUCGUUUGAAGAUGAAGGUUUAUUUGAUGUUUGUGAAGUGGAAGCAACAAAGCAACACUCACGAUUAUCAAAAACUUUAGAGGAGGUCUUGGAUGAUAAGUCGGCCCUUGGCCAUUUCGCCCAGUAUCUUGAAACUCGUAAUGUUCUGUCACUCAUUCAUUGUUGGAUGGAUAUUGAACAAUUCAAGUAUGAAACCCAGAAGCUACUGACCAACCCAAAAGAAUGUGCGACCGAAAAGCACAGGUGCAGAUCUCCCAUGUUAAGUGCGCCGAUUGAUCACGACAGUCUGUCUGUGAGUACUGACUGUGAUUCUUACACAACGGACUCUUAUAGCUUAUGUGAUUACUCUUCUUAUCUAGUAUCCGAUAGUAAAUUAAGUGCUGAAAUUAAACCCUCAGUAAGUGACAAAAGUAAGUUAGAUGUUAUAUGUGAUAGAUUUCCCGAAACUAGUCAAACUGUGGGCUCUCAUACGUGCAGGAAUGAGGUGAACAGUAGCUGUAGCGAUGAAUGGAUCCGCAAUAUAGACAAAAGCCCAGUCAGAAAUAAAUUACUGCACAAAUUAACGGAGGAGGCGCUAAAAAUUUUUAAAACGUAUAUCAGUUUAGAAGCCAACGAAACUAUAAGAUGUGUAGAGGACAUUCGAAAGGAAGUUAUAGAAAGCAUAUGUGAUUCGACGAAAAUUUUGAAACUUACAUGUUUUGAAUCCGUAGAGAAAUAUAUUCGAGAUAUCUUAGAAAAGGAUUAUUUCCAAGGUUUUCUCGCGAGUGAUUUUUUUUGUAAGCACCAAAUUGAUGUAUUAACCAGUGGUAAUGUCGCGCUGGAUGAUAUUUUAUAUAACGAAACUGCUUUAUUUUAUUUUAUGGAAUUUUUGGAGCAGGAAAAUAGUCGAAAUUUGCUAGAAUUUUGGAUUGCGGCCAGCAAUUUCCAAUUACAGUUAAAUGAACAGAAAGAGUUUUUUGAUCCUGUUGAAGCACAAAGUGAUGCUGUGGUAUUGUACGAUAAAUAUUUCUCUCUUCAAGCACAUUGCCCUUUGGGGUUCGGUGAUAAGAUUCGGUUUGCAGUCGAACAAAGUAUUUGCGGGGAAAAUGGAGUCAUGGUGGACUGCUUUCAUCUACCGUUGACCAUAGUGGAACAAGUCCUCGAAAAGAAUUACUUGAAGUCUUUCGUCGCCUCUCAAUUGUUUUAUAAGUAUUUAUCGGAACUAAUUAACUCAGUGCACAACAAUUCGAUGGACAAUAAAUAUUCACCUUCGGAGUGUAGUAGUGAAAAAAGCUUUUGCACAAACAGCACCUUUUUGGCCAUGGAGGUACCACAGAAUAUGAGAAGACAAAAGAGAGAGAAAGGGACUGAUAUGAACAUUGAUACAAGGCAACUGUAUGAUCCAGAUUCGUUAUGGAAACGAAAAAGACAUAACAGGUUAUCGUUAGGCAGAAUUUCCGCUUUGGGGAAGUAUGAACCCGACUAUGACCCGGAACCUGAUAAAAGUGUCACCUCUAAACUUAAGAUAGCAGUCAAAAAGUUUGUUAACAUCGAGGAAGACAGUAAAAAACAAGAAAUGGCUUGGCAGGUUGCAGAAAUGAUCGUUAAAGAUAUUACCAAUAUUACACUACACGACCAAAAGGGAUUUCAUUCUUGAUUAAAUUGGUAACGAUUUGAGAACUUGGGCGUUGUUGUACUUAAUUUUUAUAUAUAUAGGUGAUAACAAUUGGUUGUUCUCUAGCUUUCCAUGCAAUGCAGCUAACAAACACUUUUUUUUUUAGUUGUCAAGUAGAUUUCAAUGGUGCUUUUAUCAUUUUCAUAUUUAAAUCAGUACUAGUCACUUUUAUGAUUCAUACUACUGAUAUUUUUGCUUAUCUAUAAGUACACUAGAUCUACUUUUUUUUUAAUUGUAUAUAUGUAACUAUACGUACUGCUAAUUAGUAUUAAAACUGAAGGGAAAUCUUUGUAGUAAUUGAUAUACGAUGUUUAUAAGUAGGUGGUUAUAAUUUUGAACAAAAAAUUUUAUUUUUAAUAAAGAGUUAGUAUAUAUCAUU